GCGCCAGUCAGUGGGUUAUCACGGGCCCACGCUGUUAUCCCUUUUGAAAAGUGAGCAAUAUGAAAACCCAGACAUUCAAAGCGUUUCGGCCGAGUUCUUGAAAACAGCGCUGCAUCACAGGCACAAGGAGGCUAAGCUUGAAUAAGCAGUGACAACAAUGAAAUGGCUAUACCUGAUGUGUGUGUGGGUGUCAUUUAAUUGAUGGUAAAAAAGUUUCUUGACCAACAAUUAAAUGAGAACAGAAUCAAGGGAGUGAGACCGAGUCAGCCUGAUCAGAGAAAGGAUAGAAGAAUUGAUAAUAUUGGCAUACAGCAGUUCAUCGCAAGAAAAGCAGACCUUCUGUUUGCUCCAUCAUGGAAAUCAACUGUUAGUACUGAACUGAAUGACGAAGAGACAGAAGAUUAUUAUGCAAUUAUGCCUCCUUUGGAACAGUUGAUGGAGGUUCCUGGUGAUGACAAAAGACAGUACUUCUUCCGUGACAUUGAACGUGGGGACAUUGUGAUUGGACGUGUUGCAUCUAUUCGUGAAUUUGGGUUCUUUCUAACAUUGAUCAGUCUUGGAGGGGAUCUUGGGCGGGACAUUGAAUCCUUGGAAAUAACUGCACUUUGUCCUGUAAGAGAUGUACCUUCACAUGGAAAACAUGAAGAUCCUUUGUCUUACUUUCAAGUAGGAGAUCUUGUAAGAGUUGCUGUAAAAGAUGUUGAUCGUUACCAUGAAAGACUUGCAGUUACUUUGCGGCCUUCGUUACUUUCAGCUCGCCUUUCUCAUUGGAAAUUGGGUGUCAUCGGUAGCGAAGAUCUCCCUACGUACUACAGGCGAAAUUCAACGCUGGAUAGUCAUAUUACAGAAACAUAUGACAAAAUUUUACACCACACACUUGGAUUUGCUAAUCCAUCAGCAGUUGAAUAUUUAUUGGGCAAACUUGGAAUCAGUGAAAUUGAUUCACCGUCUCUUAUGAGAGGAUUACAGAGCAAAAAUUUUUUAGGAGAUGAUUAUGCUGCUGCCUUAAGGAAGAAACAGUCAGCAUCUUGGGCAUUAAAGUGUGUCAAGGCUGGGGUGGACCAUUUUAAAGCUGGACACCAUGUUGAUGCUAUGAAUGAGUAUAACAAAGCUUUAGAAAUUGACAGCAAUAAUGUUGAAGCUCUUGUGGCUCGUGGUGCUCUCUAUGCAACAACAGGAAGUCUAAGCAAAGCUAUUUCUGACUUUGACUUAGCCUUAGAAACCUGUCCAACACAUAGGAACGCAAAGAAAUAUCUCUGUCAGACUCUGGUUGAAAGAGGAGGCCAGUUAGAAGAAGAAGAAAAAUUGGUGAAUGCUGAAAGUUGCUAUAAAAAAGCACUGAAUCUCGAUGAAACUUUCAGUGAAGCUGAAGAAGCUUUACAGAAGUUAAGAAAACACAUGCAGAAAUCACUUGAAAAAAAACCAAAAGAAACUAAAGAAGAGGCAAAAAAAAUCGAAGUGUCAAGUGCAGAGAAAUUGCGUAAACUGUUAAAAGAAGAAAAAAGAAUGAAGAAAAAAAGAAAGAAGUCAACGUCAUCAUCUUCAUCUGACUCACUUGAGUCUUCAUGGUCUAGUUCAUCUUCCUCACCUGAACGUUCUAGAAAACACAAAUCAACAAAGAAACGGCAGAGAAAACGCUCAGGUUCUUCACGUAGUCAGAAGAGGCAUUUAAGUAAAAGUUCAUGUGAUGAGAAAAUUCAUCAUAUGCAUACCGGUAGAAAAGAAUGGUACACUCCUCCAGCUGAUACUUCCGCUUCCUUUCUGAAUCAGAAACAGGAAGUAGCAAAGUUGCUGGAGAAAAAUGAAAGUUCAGUUGACCAAUGGUCAGAAAUCAUGGAGAAAAGAAGGUACAGUUCAGUUUCUUCAUCUUCAGUUGAAAUUUUAGAUCCUCUUGAAGGUAGGUCUGAAGAUAACAGAAACUCUUUAUAUAGCUCAAGAACUCAUGAUAGUUACUCUCAACAUGACAAAAGGCACAAAACAGAUAAAGGUAGGGAAUUGUGUGACAAAAAAUCAAAUGAUCUUGAUAAGAUUAGGAAGUGGAGCCAAGAAUAUGAAUUUGGGAAUGAAAGCAUCAGUAAAAUGUGCAAAAAAAGCAGUAGGAACUAUGAGUCUUCAUGCACAGAAUAUUCACACUCAUCAGGUGAUAAGUACCACCAUGAGAGAAAAGCUUCUGGGUUAAUUAAUUCCAAUAUUAAAGAUGGAAGAUGUGAUUUUGGAAAAAGUGGAGAUGGUGGAAAGGACUAUGUACAUGAAAGUAGCGCCAAGGACUGGAAAGAUGAAAGUUUAAAUAGACAUUACAGGAAUGAUGAAAGGGAGAAUUCCAAAGACAACCCUCAUAAUCAUAACUGUGCAACAGGGAAAGCUGUGAAAAGUAUGCCUCAAAACCUGCUGGAAAUCUUCAAUCAGAUUGCAGAGUUUGAGAAAGGGAGAGAAUAUGGAGGGGAAUGUAAGCAGAAAAACAAUUAGGUGGGCACUGUGACAUGUUUCUUGAAGAAUUAAUUUCCAAAAGUACAUAUUUUGUUGAAAAGAAGUUUUUAAUACAUUGAAGAAACAAAUGCCAAGAUUGAGAUUGUGAAUUCACUUCGUUAGUAUACCCUUCCAUUAAAGUAAGCAUUACCUGAAAAUCGGUGAGUUAAUUCAUUUGCUGGGAGUUUGCUUAGAUCUUUGUUAAUUCUGUAGUUACUUAAUUAUUUAUUUUACAUUUACUAAUGCGCUCAUUAGUAAGAAAAGGUUAGUAUUUGUCCAUAAUUUUCUUUAAAUUGGUUUUAAAUUUGGUUUGCUAGAGUUAGAUUGAAUUUUAGGAUGUUAUGUAGUGCAGAAACAAAAAGCUGAAUGCACUAAAAGGAUCAAGCAGCAUAGAGGAUAGAUAAACAGAGAAACGUUUCAGAUGAAGGGCUCUUAAUCAAAACUGGAAAAUUGGGAAAACAAGAGUAUUUUAAAUUGUGAAGAUGGGGAAGGGGUUCGGCACAUCUCUGUGGUAAGAGUCAGACCAAACUUGUCAAGGUAUCAAUUGCUUUAAAAUUUGGCAGAGACAGAAAAAGCAAAAAUAAACAAAUUCUAACAGAAAGAUCUGUGGAACAGAAAAGAACUGGUAGUUACCUGAGAUUGUUAUGUUGUCUGUUAGUGACAGGUUUCUGUUUUAUAGGAAGAAACACAGAGACAAGCAGUAUAUUGCAAUAUUAAGCAACAUCUUCUUCAACCUCUAUUGAGUGUACAUCCCUGCACUCCAAAGAGUUUAAGGAAAAAUAUAUUAAAUAUGGAAACUUUAGGGUAGGAAGGUAAGUAGCACAGAAAUGUAUCAAUUAUUAAUAUUAAGGCAAGGGGUUGGGGCAGACUCAGAGAGAAAUAACCAAUGCAAAAAAAUAUAUCAUUAUACAAAAAUGUGCUCAAAUUGGAAAAGUGUACAAUGAAUUUUCCAGACUCAUUACUUGAAUUCAGUAUACUAUCUACAAGAAAGAAAGGUAUACUUGGCCUUGCUGAGUAAAGUGGGAGGAAUGAAGAAGGGUGGGAAAGAAAAUUAAAAGGCAAUUUUCUUUCAAAACAGGUCAGUGUCUUAAAAACAUUGCUAUUUUUCAUUAAUGUGCCUCUAACUUUGGUUCUGAUAAUUACACCUGUAACAGACCAUGGUUUUAUACUAUAUUGCUGCAUUCUGUUAAGUAAAUAGUUUGAAAUUCCUUUCAAAAGAGUACAAUAUGUGUAUUUCAAAAUAUGUCAAUCCUAAUUUGGUUGUUAUUGAUUACAGGUGCAUUAUCAUUGGCCUACAGUGUCAGACUUGGCUAUGAAUGAAGUAAAUUAUUGUAUUAAAACAUUCCUGCAUAGUGCAGACUAUAUUGUGCCAUGGUAAAGGUUUACUUUCAAACAUGGACUGUUAAAUUUUAAAAAACGCACUGUGUGCUGAUGUUGACAGUCAUAUAAAAAUAUAAUCAAAUUGU
Messenger RNA from Hypanus sabinus (Atlantic stingray), 3932 nucleotides. It is a transcript of the gene ttc14, whose product is annotated as tetratricopeptide repeat domain 14. The record is from RefSeq and is a predicted model, not a curated record. The transcript is spliced from 13 exons. Gene Ontology annotation, molecular function: protein binding; nucleic acid binding. Lineage: Eukaryota; Metazoa; Chordata; Chondrichthyes; Myliobatiformes; Dasyatidae. Bases 202 to 2466 code for a protein of 754 amino acids.